Messenger RNA from Medioppia subpectinata, 573 nucleotides. The record is from the annotation of a GenBank genome assembly. Lineage: Eukaryota; Metazoa; Arthropoda; Arachnida; Sarcoptiformes; Oppiidae.
AUGACCCACAACGAGACCAACAAACGCAAGUACCCGCUACCGGCCGAAGCGGUCAUAGUAUUGCCCUAUCAUUACAACGAAAUCCACGCGCGUAUAGACGCGCAGUCCAGGCAGUGGCUCCUGGAGUCCAGUUUGUUUACGCCGGAGCAGUACAACCGGUUGGCCGACACCGGGCUAUACACCGCUUAUUUCUACCCAUUCAUUACGGAUGAUGACAGGUACGAUGUGCUGAACCGACAAAUGAUAAACUUUUUUAUCAUCGAUGACCAAUUGGAGACCCCGUACGGCGAUAUUGACCGACAGGCGGCCAAAGCGAGUCCCAUACUCGACCAGCUCUAUCAGGUGUACGAUAAACUGUUGGCCGGCCCACAGGGCGCGCACGUGCCCGCACACCACUGGAAGCCCUACGUGUUGGGCAGUUACGCCAUUCAGGAUCACAUUUUCAGCGCUAUCAAUGAUGUGCAGCGCCGGCGCUUUAUUCAACUCUGGACCGAAUGGACCGACUCUAUGAUGACUGAAUGCGUCGAAUUGAAUAAUAAAAAGCAACACGACGAUCUAGAUGAAUUCUACGAG